GUGUGUGUGUGUGUGUGUGUGUGUGUGUGUGUGUGUGUGUGUGUGUGUGUGAGGGGAGGGCUGGUUCUGCAGCAGCAAACUGUGGCUGCAGGUGAAGUGUGCAGGACUUUACACCAACGUUUCCUCUGAAAUCUGCAGGGUUUUUUUUCUUUCUUGCUGGUUUUCAUGGCUCUACUCACAAAUGUCGCCGUCCUGCUGCUGCUGGCUUGUUUCUCCCAUCAGCUGAUGUUGAGCAGCUGUCAGAAGAGUCAAGGACGGAGGGGGAGAGGGGUGGACAGAGGACAAAACAAGGACAAAACGGGGGUGAAGGUGGGCCGGCAACAACCCAAAUCUGUGUCUGCACAGCCCAUUAAAGGCAAAGUGGUCACUAAGGGCGAGUUAGAGUGUACCUGGGCGGCGACAGGUGAUGAUGUCUUCAUCCUGGGGGUCUCCUGCAAAAAGGGAGGAAAGAGCUUCAGCUGCGAGUACGUCUCCAGACCGACUCUUUGUCCCCAGUAUGCCUCAGACGCCAAACUCUACUGGAAGCAAAUCGCCCGGGCUCUGAAGAAGCAGAAGAAUUUGUGCCAGGACGGUGCUGCGUUGGUCAGGGCGGGGAUGUGCAGGAGAGCUGACAGAGGAGCUCACUUCAGACUCCGUAACACACAGAGGAAAAAAAAAACUGAUCCUUCUCCUCCUCCGUCCCCGCAGCCUGCACCCGGAGCUGUCAAAUCCUGUCAGUCUGACAACAUGAAGCUGGCAGAGGAGUACUGCAACAGGUCCUGGUCCAGUGUUUGCACCUUCUUUUUUACCAUGGUGCAGGAUUAUGACUGCUGAGACAUUAAGAAAAAAAUCAACAACUGGAAUAAAGUCACAUCGA
This is a messenger RNA of Labrus mixtus (cuckoo wrasse), 856 nucleotides long. It is a transcript of the gene fgfbp1a, whose product is annotated as fibroblast growth factor binding protein 1a. Gene Ontology annotation, molecular function: growth factor binding. Lineage: Eukaryota; Metazoa; Chordata; Actinopteri; Labriformes; Labridae. Bases 166 to 813 code for a protein of 215 amino acids. The record is from RefSeq and is a predicted model, not a curated record. Gene Ontology annotation, biological process: cell-cell signaling. The transcript has 2 exons.